This is a messenger RNA of Mangifera indica (mango), 1794 nucleotides long. RefSeq names its product diphosphomevalonate decarboxylase MVD2, peroxisomal-like. NCBI's taxonomy places the organism in Eukaryota, Viridiplantae, Streptophyta, Magnoliopsida, Sapindales, Anacardiaceae. Gene Ontology annotation, molecular function: diphosphomevalonate decarboxylase activity; ATP binding. Bases 276 to 1535 code for a protein of 419 amino acids. Gene Ontology annotation, biological process: isoprenoid biosynthetic process; isopentenyl diphosphate biosynthetic process, mevalonate pathway. Gene Ontology annotation, cellular component: cytosol. The record is from RefSeq and is a predicted model, not a curated record. The transcript has 10 exons.
CGCACACAUAGCACUCUAAGAAGCCCAACACAAUCACUUAUGGAAAUACAGGUAAAAUUCUUUCAAUUUUACGAUAAAUUAAUACGUCUGGGGAGACUGAAAGUGGGACCAACAUGAACCGAAGGAGAGCCGCCACACUCUGUUUCUUCAAUUUCUCCUUUUUUCUUAACUUCCACAUUAUAAGUGCCUUACACAUUUUUCAUAGCAAACACUGACCCCUUUAACUACAUCAGUAUUGUUUGUGUUUUGCUAAGUUUCUUUCUCUAUUGAUUUUAAUGGCGGAUUUCAAGAAAUGGGUGUUGAUGGCCACGGCUCAGACGCCCACCAACAUAGCCGUUAUCAAGUACUGGGGCAAGAGAGACGAGACCCUAAUUUUGCCUGUUAAUGAUAGUAUCAGUGUCACGCUUGACCCCAAUCACCUCUGUACUACCACUACCGUUGCUGUGAGUCCCGGUUUUGAGCAGGAUCGGAUGUGGCUUAAUGGAAAGGAAAUUUCUCUUUCUGGAGGGAGAUUCCAAAGUUGUUUAAGGGAAAUUCGUAGUCGGGCAUGUGAUGUCGAGGAUAAGGAAAAAGGUAUCAAGAUAGAGAAGAAGGACUGGGAAAAAUUGCAUGUGCAUAUUGCUUCAUAUAACAAUUUCCCUACGGCUGCUGGAUUGGCUUCCUCUGCGGCUGGUUUUGCUUGUCUUGUUUUUUCUCUUGCAAAGCUGAUGAAUUUGAAAGAAAAUCCGAGCCAGCUUUCUGCUAUAGCCAGGCAAGGUUCAGGCAGUGCUUGUCGUAGUCUGUUUGGUGGAUUUGUCAAGUGGAAUAUGGGCAAAGACGAAAAUGGAAGUGACAGCCUUGCAGUUCAACUUGUAGAUGAGGAGCACUGGAAUGAGCUUGUUAUUAUUAUUGCUGUGGUGAGUUCACGGCAGAAGGAAACUAGUAGCACUUCAGGAAUGCGUGACAGCGUUGAAACAAGUUUGCUAUUACAACAUAGAGCAAAGGAAAUUGUACCAAAACGCAUUGUAAAAAUGGAAGAGGCCAUAAAAAAUCGGGAUUUUUCAUCUUUUGCGCAAUUGACCUGUGCUGAUAGUAAUCAGUUUCAUGCUGUCUGCUUGGAUACGUGUCCUCCUAUUUUCUACAUGAAUGACACAUCCCACAAGAUCAUAAACUAUGUUGAAAAAUGGAACCGUUCUGAAGGAUCACCUCAGGUGUCUUAUACUUUUGAUGCCGGGCCGAAUGCAGUUCUGAUUGCAAGAAAUAGAAAGAUUGCCAGCAAAUUGCUUCAGAGGCUGCUUUUCUUCUUUCCCCCAAAUUCUGAUGCGGACUUGAACAGUUAUGUGCUAGGCGAUAGGUCAAUUCUAUAUGAUGCCGGCAUUGGGGAUCUAAAGGAUGUGGAAGCUCUGCAAUCCCCACCGGAAAUAACUAAUGUACCAGCCCAGAAAUACAAAGGCGAAAUCAAUUACUUCAUCUGCACCAAACCUGGGAGAGGACCUGUUUUGCUUUCUGACGAAAGCAACGCUCUUCUCAACCCUGAAACAGGGCUGCCUAAGUGAGCUUGGAGUAGAUUAUUCUGUCACGCUUUAUCCGUUCCCUUGUCUACUGUAUCAGAUAUUGCUAUGAACCAAAAGUGCAUCAUUCGAACAGAAUUUUCAAUUUACCAUAGGUUACUGUAAAAUGAUUCUCUGGAAUUUUUUAUCACAAAUUUGAAGUUGCAGUUGUCUGUAGUUUAAUCUAAACUUUUCCUCUUCAAUUUAUGUGAGGUUGUCUGAGACAAAUAGUGAAUCAAUAUCUUCUUCUCCUGUUCGUUCUGUA